AAAAAGCAAAAGCAUAGAAGCAAUUUCAUUUGGGUCUUCCCUUUCAGACUUGAGUUGUGAUUAUUUUUUUCAGAUAAAGCAAAGCAAUCUUUUGAUAGAUAGAAGCAUGUUUUGUUCUUAUUUUGUUACAUCAUAAUUUAUCAUUUAUCAUCUUCCCUUACAUGAACACUUUAACUACAAGUAUUAAUCAACAUUAAAGUUUUCUUUUUCCAUUUUUUUUUGGGUCAGAUUUUUUUCCCAUCAUCUUCAUUCAUUCUUUUCCGAUCACAUCAUUCAGAGGCACCAUAACAAACACUUCAGUUUCUGCAACAACAACCACCUUAAUUCUUGUCUUUUUCUGUUAUAGUCAAUUCAUUUUAACCUUUUCAAAUCCAUAAACGUUAUGUUCCAAGGAAACCCUCCUUCUUCUUCUGCUUCUUCUUCAUACACAAACCCACAACCUUGUCAGCACCUUGCUGAUUACAAGUUCAAGCAUGGCUUCAAUGGCUACAAAGCCAUUCAGAAGCUCCUUGUAACAACCCCAAUUGGGAAAACCACUGUGAAGAAACCAAACACAAAAGUACCAAGAUGCAGCUAUGGUUACUGUAAAAAUGCCUCUGAGGGAAGGUUCUAUUUAUGCUUGAUUUGUUCUUCAUUCACUUGUUUGGAUCACACCCGUUUGCACCCUCAAUCUAAUUCUGGUCAUGAUUUGUUUGUGGACAUUGAAAGGGCUGAACUUUAUUGUGGGGUGUGUAGUGAUCAGAUUUAUGACCCUGAUUUUGAUCAAGUUGUUAUGUCAAAGCACUCAUUUCCAAAAGGUUUUGUUGUUACUGAGGAUGAGAGCAUUGGCCAGAGAUUGAUCAAGAGGAGGAGAAUGCUUCCUGGGGUUGUUUUUGGAUUGGAUUUGCAAAGAACAAAAUUGAGGGAUCUGAGGGAAAAAUCAUGUUAUCCAAUGGGUUUGAGGGGUUUGAACAAUUUGGGUAGCACAUGCUUCAUGAAUUCUGUGCUGCAGGCUUUGCUACAUGCUCCUCCUUUUAGGGACUAUUUCUUGAGUGGUGGACACCAUUCCGAGACUUGUUCGAGAAGAACAGCAAUGGCAGAUCGGAUUUGUUUGAUUUGUGAUGUCAAUGAUAUCUUUUCAGCUGUGUUUUCGGGAGAUCGAAAUCCGUAUAGCCCUGCUCAGUUUCUAUACAGCUGGUGGCAGCAUUCAGCAAAUUUAGCAAGUUAUGAACAGCAAGAUGCUCAUGAGUUUUUCAUUUCAUUGUUAGACGCACUCCAUGAGACUGGGGGGAAAACAAAGAACGGAAGCAGAGGUCAUGGAGACUGCGAAUGUAUUGCUCAUAGGGUAUUUUCGGGGCUAUUGAGAUCAGAUGUGACCUGUAUGGCCUGUGGAUUCACCUCAACAACCUUUGACCCUUGUAUGGAUAUUUCCCUUGAUUUGGACACUAAUUUCUCUUUAGCUGAAAAGGGUAAAAAGCCGAUCAAACAGAAUGAGGAAGGCAGUAUGUCUACGCUUUUUGGUUGUUUAGAUUUGUUCACCCGACUCGAGAAGUUGGGGUCCGACCAGAAACUCUACUGCCAGAAUUGUAAGGAAAGGCAGGAUUCGUUGAAGCAAAUGUCUAUUGGCAAGCUUCCAUUGGUACUUAGUCUGCACGUGAAACGUUUCGAGCACUCCUUUGUUAAAAGGUCGUCAAGAAAAAUAGAUCAGUACCUACAUUUUCCUUUUUCAUUGGACAUGACCCCAUACUUGUCCUCCUCAAUCCUCAGAGCCAGACACGGAAACAGAAUUUUCACUUUUGGAGGCAAUGAAUCAGAUAUGUUUUCCAAGUAUGAGAUCUUUGCAGUUGUGACACAUUCUGGGACGCUUGAGUCCGGUCAUUAUGUUUCCUUCGUGCGGUUAAGGAGGCGGUGGUACCGAUGUGAUGAUGCUUGGAUUACCGAGGUCGAUGAAGCGACAGUCAGAGCCUCGCAGUGUUAUAUGAUUUUUUACGUGCAGAAAACACUGUACAGUAAAGCCGGCGAAGAUCUUAGUCAUGUCCCAAAGUCCCCUGAAAGAGAUCUCUUUCUCCCUAUUGUGGGGUGUUGCUAGAGAGACAUUAAAGGGAGUUUCAUCUUUCAUGGCAUCAGUUGAUAGAUUAUAAUGUGCAUCUUCUGUACACUGAAGACAGCUUUAUGCUCACUUGCUCAUUGAAAGAACUCAUUGUCUUCAGCAAGAUGGAUUCACAAAUUCCAUUGAGCAUGUUAAAAAUUUCAGAUGAUGAAAAGUAUCCAUGGGAAGGAAAUCGAAUAGCUGCGUCCUGCGAAAAUCCCAUUCAGCGGUUUUGAAACUAGGAUUAAGGAGACAGAACAGCAGAAACUCAACCCCCUUUAAAUUUUUUAACAGCUAUUCAUGUUUUGCUUACUCAAAUUCUUUGAUUGCAGUUUAGUCA
Messenger RNA from Arachis duranensis, 2408 nucleotides. Its product is annotated as ubiquitin C-terminal hydrolase 22. Gene Ontology annotation, biological process: protein deubiquitination. The transcript is spliced from 3 exons. NCBI's taxonomy places the organism in Eukaryota, Viridiplantae, Streptophyta, Magnoliopsida, Fabales, Fabaceae. The record is from RefSeq and is a predicted model, not a curated record. Gene Ontology annotation, molecular function: zinc ion binding; cysteine-type deubiquitinase activity. Bases 383 to 2068 code for a protein of 561 amino acids.